UGGAUGUACGGCGCCCUUAGCAUUGGCCUAUACUGCCUAUGCCACGGGCCGGUCCUGCAACCAGUUAGUCUUUACAUGUGAUCCAGAGCAUCCAAGCGGACACGCUGAUAUGCUUUUGCUGCAAUUGCCCUGGCCUCCUUCAGAGGGAGCCCCAGUGUCCAGCAGCACAAAACCAGGCAGCAGCACCGGAGCAGUAGCAAGUGCGGUGCUGUUGACCUGAGCAGAGACUUUGUGCCGCCGUCGUGAGGAAACACCGCGCAGAUGAAGGCACCGUCGCGGAAAACUAUCCCGCAUUUUUCCAUUUGAUUAUCGUUGCAGACCAGACAACACCCUCCUUCUGCCUUCCUGUCUCUACCGGGAUCGCACCGUUGCUGUAGGUCUUUAAUUCGGGGUCUUGCCUGUUUUUCCUCCGGGAGGCUGAAUGGAAGCAGCAGCCGAGGGAGCGGCCGGACUCUCGGAGGCCAGGGACGGGAGCCCGCUAUCCGGGGCCACAGCAUCCGAUGAUUCGGACAUGGUGGCUGGAGUUAGCCACGGGAUGGACACCGCUGACAUGGAUGCUGGUGCUAAGAAAGCCUUCAUCACAGAGAUGCCAUCAUCCUCAGGCCAGCCUGGUCAGGGAAAAAAGAUUGGUCACAGAGGAGUGGAUGCAUCAGGGGAAACUACUUACAAAAAGACCACGUCUUCGGCCUUGAAAGGUGCCAUCCAGCUGGGUAUCGGUUACACUGUGGGUAACCUGAGCUCAAAGCCUGAGAGAGAUGUGUUGAUGCAGGAUUUCUAUGUGGUGGAGAGCAUCUUUUUCCCCAGUGAAGGCAGCAACCUCACUCCAGCCCAUCAUUUUCCAGACUUCCGCUUUAAGACAUAUGCUCCCGUGGCCUUCCGCUACUUCAGAGAACUGUUUGGCAUCAGGCCAGAUGACUAUCUGUACUCCCUGUGUAAUGAGCCACUCAUCGAGCUGUCCAAUCCUGGAGCUAGUGGCUCGGUCUUUUAUGUCACGAAGGAUGAUGAGUUCAUCAUCAAGACUGUGAUGCACAAGGAGGCUGAAUUCUUACAGAAACUGCUGCCAGGAUACUACAUGAACUUGAAUCAGAACCCUCGCACUUUGCUGCCCAAGUUCUUCGGCCUCUACUGUGUCCAGUCGGGUGGGAAGAACAUCCGCGUGGUGGUGAUGAACAACAUCCUGCCUCGUGUGGUUCGCAUGCACCUCAAAUAUGACCUGAAGGGAUCCACCUACAAGAGGCGAGCAUCCAAGAAGGAGAGGGAGAAGGCCAAGCCAACUUUCAAAGAUCUGGACUUCAUGCAAGACAUGCAGGAUGGACUGAUGCUGGAUCAGGACACAUAUAAUGCAUUGGUUAAGACCCUACAGAGAGACUGCCUGGUGCUGGAAAGCUUUAAGAUCAUGGACUAUAGCUUGCUACUCGGGGUUCACAACAUAGACCAGGCAGAAAGGGAGAGGCAGAUGGAGGGCUCCCAGGGCAGCAGCGAUGAGAAGAGGCCUGUGGCCCAGCAGAAGGCCUUGUACUCCACAGCCAUGGAGUCUAUCCAGGGAGGAGCUGCCUGCGGAGGGUCCAUUGACACUGAUGAUACGAUGGGCGGUAUCCCGGCUGUCAAUGGAAAAGGAGAGAGACUUCUUCUCUACAUUGGAAUCAUUGACAUCCUGCAGUCCUACAGGCUAAUCAAGAAACUGGAGCACACAUGGAAAGCUUUGGUUCAUGAUGGGGACACUGUGUCAGUUCACCGGCCUGGCUUCUACGCCGAUAGGUUCUUCAAGUUCAUGAGCAACAUGGUUUUCAAGAAGAGCUCCUCUCUGAAGUCAUCUCCUUCUAAGAAGGGUCGUGUGUCAUUGACGGUGCCUAAGUGCGUUGGUCCUGGUGCAGCCUGGUCAGCCAGCCAGCUGCCCUCUGACAGAGACGAGAAUAUGUUUGACCUGAGAGGAGCGCACAGCUUCCCCACCCUGGAGGAUGAGGGACGACCAGAUCUUCUUCCAUGUACUCCGCCAUCAUUCGAAGAAGCCACCACUGCAUCAAUUGCUACGACUCUCUCCUCCACCACUUCUUUGUCAAUCCCUGAGCGAUCCCCAUCUGACACAGCUGAGCACCCUCGCUACAGGAGGCACACCCAGUCUCUCAGCCAUGAUGGGAGGACCCAGGAGGAGCUGCGUGUGCGUGAGGAGGAUCAGCAGAUCAUCACAGUGGAGGUGGAGUUGAAGAGGCACGACAGCGAGCCCACUCUCUCUCUUCCACAGCUCACAUCUGAAACCAGUGACGUUCAGGAAGUAGCCAGCACUGAGGCUCAUGAUGCUACAGCAGCUCCCUCAGGCUCUUUGUCAGCCCCUGAAGCAGCCCCCUCCUCCUCAUCUGCCCAAGCUGCUCCCUCCUCUCCUGGGGCAGUCGAGGAAGCCCUGUCCAGCCCUAAGCUGGUGGUAGUGGAGGCGGACAAUGCUAGCCAGGUGUCUGGCUCGGGGUGUACCAGCCAGGCUUCAGUAGACGAUGACGAUGACGUGCCAAUCACAGAUAUCUACUUCCCUCCAGAGGACAGGACCUGGGUGUACUCUCCGCUACACUAUGGCUCAGAGUCUAAGGCCCUGCCAGAUGGGGAUUGGGAAAGAGAGACAAAACCUACCUCUACAUUACAGCAUUCAUUUCUCAUUGUUAAGUGAGUGGAAAUGUUCAGUGACUGCCUGCAUGACCAUUUAUCCCAUGACCAGCCAUCCUGUGUCCCUCCAACAACAAGCUGCUCAGUAUUUACUGCACCACUCUAUCGGCCUGCAUGAAGCUGUUACACUUGUGCAUUACCAGACUCCCGCACCUCAUGAUUAUACUUGCACAUGGACAUAAUUUUUUAAUUAGAAGAUGUUGGUGAUCUUUUUAAAUCCAUUAAUAUAUUUGUUUUAAGCAUUUAUGAUAGGUAAAUCUGACAAACUGGACAGAUAAAGUGAUAAAAAUGUGGCUCCACAUUGCUUGGCUCUGACUGUUUUCCCUUAGAGGUUAUAUAUGAGGUCUCUGGAAGGCUGCUUGUCUACUUUGUUCGGUGUAGCAGCAUUUGCCAUGCUGUACUGCAUGACAUUCUUAUCUGACUCAUUUUGUUUUUCAUAUUCUCAGACAAGACAGCUAACACUAGGGAUGUCCGAAUCAAGGUUUUCUUUUCAUGUGUGACAGAAGGUGUGAAAAAUAUCCCAAACUGUCUGCCAAACUUCUUUUAUUUUCCAGUUCCAUAAUUUGACACUGCAGAUCUGUAGGCCACUUGUUACUUUUUGUGAAACAGUAGCCUCUCAGCCGCGGUAGACAAUGUCCAUCCCAGUGAGUUAAAAUACACAAUGUGCUUUGAGUUGCAUUAGAAUUAUGUAGUGAGUACAGAUCAAUAACAAUAUUUCUUGCUGGUUCAAGACAUCCCUACUUUGCAGUAUUAGUUGUUCUAAGAUAAUUCUCUUAAAAUGUAUUAGAUGUGGGGUAAAUGCAAGCAGACUUUAAAAAGCAGUACACAAUAACUUACACUCACAUAGUGUCACUUUAAUGUGUAAUGCAUGAAUACAUCUACACUUUCCUGAUUUUCAGGUACUCAGGGGUGUUUGUCAUGUCUAUGAGAUUUCACCUGGCCUUAUCUAUUCUAUUUUCCUGUAUCCACAACCUUUUAAAAAUGAAAUGUGAUUAGCUGACUCAGUGUUUUACCAUCAUUAACAAAUAAUGCAUGAGCAGAUACAUAUUUUACACCCCAGGGAAAUAAAACUGUUUGAUGUGGUCAUUCUUUUU
Messenger RNA from Monopterus albus (swamp eel), 3746 nucleotides. It is a transcript of the gene pip5k1ca, whose product is annotated as phosphatidylinositol-4-phosphate 5-kinase, type I, gamma a. Gene Ontology annotation, biological process: phosphatidylinositol phosphate biosynthetic process. Gene Ontology annotation, molecular function: 1-phosphatidylinositol-4-phosphate 5-kinase activity. The record is from RefSeq and is a predicted model, not a curated record. Gene Ontology annotation, cellular component: plasma membrane. The transcript has 18 exons. The coding region runs from base 422 to 2656 and encodes 744 amino acids. NCBI's taxonomy places the organism in Eukaryota, Metazoa, Chordata, Actinopteri, Synbranchiformes, Synbranchidae.